CCGGGGGCGUGGCCAUGUGGUCUCGGGCCCAUGGCGGCGGCAGCGGCUGCGAGUGCGCUGCGGGGCUUGGCGCGGGGCGGCGGCCGCCGUCGCGCUUCGCCUGUGUCGGUGAUCUCACCGCUGGGGCUCCCGGUUUGCAGGCUGAAAUCGUCAGUCAGCUUUCUUGCUCGACCAGAUCGACCAAAUCUUGCUUAUCAUAAACUAAAAGGCAGGAAUCCAGGAGUUAUUUUUCUUCCCGGCCUUAAUUCAACUAUGAAUGGUCAGAAAGCAACUGCUCUUGAAGAUUUCUGCAACUCUCUAGGUCAUGCCUUCAUCAGAUUUGAUUAUACAGGAUGUGGAAGUUCAGGUGGUAAAUUUGAGGACUGUACAAUUGGGAAGUGGAGAAAAGAUGUUCUGUCUAUACUGGAUGAACUUACAGAUGGACCACAGAUUCUGGUGGGCUCCAGCUUGGGUGGAUGGCUGAUGCUUCAUGCUGCCAUAGCACGCCCAGAUAAAAUAGCUGCUCUAGUUGGAGUAGCUGUAGCAGCAGACCAUCUUGUAACAGCUUUUAAGAAGCUUCCCAUUGAGGCACAAAAAGAAAUAGAAGAAAAAGGUGAAUGGAAGUUUCCAACAAAGCAUAAUGAGGAAGGAUAUUAUUCCUUGACAUAUGACUUAAUCAAAGAAGCAGAAAACCACUGUGUGCUCAAUAGUCCUAUUCCUAUAACCUGUCCCAUCCGACUUAUUCAUGGCAUGAAGGAUGAUGAUGUCCCUUGGCAGAUUUCUAUGCAAGUUGCUGAUCGUGUUUUGAGCAAAGAUGUCGAUGUUAUCCUCCGCAAAAUUGGCCAACAUCGAAUGAGUGAGAAGGAAGAUACAAAACUUCUUGUGAAUACUGUUGAUGAUUUAAUUGACAAGCUGGCAACACUAGCAUAAGCUGCAGAGUAGCUUAAGUGCAUGAACUCUACACCUGAUUCUUUUCCAUGAGUAGCAGAAACCCUGUUCUUAACAAGAUUAUACCAGGCCUGUGACUAUCAGAAACUGAGCUUUAUCUGCUGUUUCCUUACCUCUGUUUCAUAAAUACAGGUAUUUUAUUAAUGCUGCAUUUGCACAGACAGUCCAAAAUGUGAAGGAGUGCUGCUUUUGUGUUUAGAACCUCUCCUUCACCACGUAAACCUUUUUUUCACAAGCUUCCUGCCUUUUUGUACUGAAAUGAUGAUUCAUUUUUUUAGUAUUGGCCUGUACAGUAAAAAUUUAAUUUCCCAUGUCUUUGCCUUUUUAGUGUUAUCCUUUUCUGUAACAUUUGUAUAUUGUACGUCUGAAAUCGUGUACAAAGCAAAGUACAACUUAAGUGUGAAGUUACUGCUAUUAGAAGUAGUGAAUAACAUGGAGCAUAAUAAAGGGAUUUCAGCUAAAUAUAUUGUUCUUAAGUACUAUUAAAACUGAAAAGUGGAAGGCACACCCCGAUGGUGUUCUUGGGGUACUACAACGGGAAGAAGUUAAAUUCUAAGAAUGCAGGGCCUCAAAGCUAUCUAUACUUUAUACUUUUAUCUACACUUAUCAGUAGGGUUUACGUUCUCCAGGCUGUGUUUUUGUAGUAGUUAAUUUGUAGAUCUACUAUUAAGUGGAUGAUAUAUAAUCUUGGUGUAAGCUGAAACUGGGUCAAUACAGUGACUCUCUUAUAGUAGUCUCUUUAGAGUGGGAAGUACAGGACCAUAGGGCAUCACUACCUCUUUUUCUGAGCCAAGAACUGUAGAUUAUUAAGAAGAGUGUCUUAAUUAUUAAGAAGAGUUAGGAAUUUGAGGUACAUGAUUGCAAACCUGAAAACUUGUAACUGAAACUUGAUAGUCAAAUAAUUCUUGUAAUGUAAUUCUUAGUAUUUAAUAGUAAAUGGAUUUAAUUGCAAAUGUGACUACUACCAGUUAUUUUUUUCUCAAAAAAUAUGGUUCCAUUCAUACACUUAAGAGAGAGAGAGGAACUUAAGUGAGAGGCUGGAAGUAGUUCAGGCUGGCCUUAGCGUGAAACAUCAGUUGAAAGUAUAUAGUUGUUUCUGGCUUUACUGUUUUAAGUAGUAAAUGGCAUUGCUAUUACUACCUUAAAUGGCUAAAAUUCCUGGGGUGAGGUAUUUCUAGAGGCUUUAUUGUUUUCAGUAUUAGCUUUGUCGGUACAAUUAUGUUGUAUAGAGCUUUGCUGAGGUAGUGGCUUUCAGUUUUUUAAAAAAUGCCAAACAACUAGAACAAAAAAAAGCCCUGCAACAACAGCAAUGACAAAACCUAAUUUUCAGAUUACUACCUGUGAAGUGCAGCUCUAUUUAGGUUUCAAUACUGCAAAAAGAAAGAUACUGUGAUGUACAAAAAAGAAAAAAAGAAAAAAGACUUCUGGUAUAAGAGUAAAAAAAGAUGGCUGUAGUUUUAGAUGCAGACCUUCUUAAUUCAAGUGUACCGACUCCCUAAUUCAAUCUAGAUCAGCAUACUUCCUGAGGAAUUACAAUAUUCCAUUAAAUCCAGGUAUUUCUGUUUCUGAAGGGAGUAGAUUUUUCUUCUCUAUGACUAUGCAAUUCACUACUUUCUUAAGCUUUAAAACAUCUUGAAAAUGUAUUUUAUUUUUGAGAAAAAUGAAUUCAGUCAAUUUAUGCAAAUUGCUCAACCACUUCCAUUCCCAAAGGCUGAGCUGUGUUCGUAUUUAUGUAUUGUUAAACAGUUGUCCUUUUUAUAUGUAUUCAUAUGACUUGCAGCUAAUAAAAACUAAAAAAUAUAUUUAGUGAGUUUUAAAGACAAGGUCAAACCAAAAUUAAGUUCCUUCAAAAUAUUCUGCUCUUAGUUUACCUGUGACAAUUUUUUUUUAACCCACUUCUGUCUCAUCUCUUAGAUGGAAGAAGAAGUUGAAUAAAAGUAGACUGCAAUAAUUCUGAAGUACUUAUAAUUAAGGCCCAAAGUUGCCAGUUGUGAUAGAUGUGCUUUUUGUUCACAUGUACGGAAGUCAUUUGAAUAACUGAAAAGUUCUGAGCUCUUUUUUUAGUUGAGAGUUAUACCUAUAAACGUUCAGUUGAACUGUAGUACUUCGAGAGGAAAUAGUCGUUACAGGUCUGCAUAAACCAUAGCUGUGUAUUUCUCUUGAAAGAAUUGCAUUGUAUUCAUUCGGAACUUCACCUUAGCUUUCAUUAAAUAAUUGAUACUUCAUGGGUUAGGUCUUUUUGUUACAAUGCCUUAAAGCAAGAUAGCUGAAAACAAAUGUGAAAGGGAGCAGUUGUGUGAGAAGUUUUCAGGUUGUUUGAUUGGUUGGUGGUUUUGUUGAUUCAGAACCCCCAUCAUUCUGCUUUAAUAACAUUAAGUGGGAGAAGGCAGCAUAACAUGGUGGACACAAUGAUUGAGGAUAGAAUACUGCAGCAUCAAUUGCUCAAACUGCAGCGUUACUGAAACUUAAUCCUAGGGAGGGUUUUUUUUUUUUGUGUGCCAUGUGUUUUGUACACUCUGUUUUCCUUCUCUGCUUGCUCAGUGGAGAUCAGGGGUAGCAUUUACAUUACAGUACACCCAAAAUUUGCUACACAGACUGUCAAUGCAAAGGCGGCAUUGAUGCUGUCUUCAUAGAGACAGUGUUCCAGAUAGUAUUUUCAGAUUCAGUGAACUGCCCUUCUCUCUGCGUUCACCUACCAUUUUCUAAAUCCAGCCUAUAUCCAUUAAAUUUGAAAAAGUAGCUUUGAGACAGACCUUAUGCAGACAGACUUUUCCCUCUAACUUUGCCUUGGUAAUUUGACUGGUAUUUCUCCCUGCAAAGCUUAGCACUUUCCUGCUAUAUUCUGUCCCCUGAGUUUAUGCCUGUGGCAUUUCUUUCAUCUUUUCCAGUACAUGCCUAGAUAGUGAAUUAUUUUCAGUAUUAGUCACAUUUAAAAACAAGUAUUUACUUCCUCUGUAGACUUCCUCUGUGUUAAACUAGAGGAUUACAUAUUUAGAAAGCUCUGCAUGGUGCACAAUUUUAAAAUAAUUUGUAGUGAAUUCUUGUGUUCUGGGUUUUUGGUUUUUUUACAUAUUUCUAAUUUUCUGCCAAAUACAAAGUAUGUUUUACAUACCUUUACAACAUAUAGUUUCUCAACAAUAAGUUGGAUUCAUGCAAAAUGAUCCAUGUCUUUUAUACUUUCAAAUUUACCGACUCGUGGUGCCUGGGCUGUUGGUUUUCUAUGAGUAUCUUAAUCUACACUUAAUUGUUUUCAGUAACACUCUUAGUUUAAAUUGUUAGUGUUCUCAUAAUCUUUCACUUUUGGCGGGUCUGAAAAUGCCUUCUGGGUUUAUCUGUCACUGAACAUAGUACGGUCAUAGAAUGGUUUGGGUUGGAAGGCAGCUUUAAAGAUCAUCCAAUUCCAACCCCCAUGCAAUAAGCAGCGACACUUUCCACUAGACCAGGUAACUCAAAGCCCCAUCCAACCUGGCCCUAACACUCCAGGGAUGGGGCACUGUCACAGUACAAGGCAGCUCUGGACACUAAGCAUGCAACUUGUGUUGCUGAUUUUGAUCCAGCAAUGAAUGAGCACUUUGAGGUGUUUAUCUUAAAUGUAAUGCUUAAACUAUGUAACAUUGACUUCUGCUCAGAAGUUCGCUAUAGUCAUUCGAGUUUCAUGAGUAAAUAACCAAAAGCUGUUAUAGCUAGGUGGAAAGCUUGAUUAGUAUGUAAUACCAAAGAAGUGAGUAACAGUUUUCAUUAAAAAGAAACAAAAGCAUUACCAGCUGACUUCAGCUGUCCCUACUCCUUACCAAAAUUUUCAUUUCAGAGCUGUUGCAAACUCAAACUCCAUGAGACUUAACUUGUGAAAUAAACUAUUAUGCCUUCAAGAAAAAAAGGAAGAAAAGGAUGAGGGAUGCUAUCCUGUGUUUGUGAUUAAACUCUGCAGUAGACCAGUAUGUGUUGGAAGAGUCUCUAAGGCUUAUUCAGCUUGUUUCCUAAUAAACAUAUGCUCUUAUUCAGUGCAUAUUGAGCUGUACUAAUGUAGUUGUAUAUACUUUUUUAAACCCUGUCAAGUAGUCUCUUCUGUUGUUUGGCUUCGCUUCACACUUCAACUUUUUUUUUUU
Messenger RNA from Cuculus canorus (common cuckoo), 5033 nucleotides. RefSeq names its product abhydrolase domain containing 10, depalmitoylase (gene ABHD10). Bases 31 to 909 code for a protein of 292 amino acids. Gene Ontology annotation, molecular function: palmitoyl-(protein) hydrolase activity; hydrolase activity, hydrolyzing O-glycosyl compounds. Gene Ontology annotation, cellular component: mitochondrion. NCBI's taxonomy places the organism in Eukaryota, Metazoa, Chordata, Aves, Cuculiformes, Cuculidae. The transcript has 5 exons. The record is from RefSeq and is a predicted model, not a curated record. Gene Ontology annotation, biological process: protein depalmitoylation.